AUGGGAGCAAUAUUGGCGGUGCAGCUAUGCCAGGAACUGGGAUUGCAACGUUUUCAGCUAGAAGGUGAUGCCAAAAAUGUGAUUGAGGCAGUAACUUCCAAAAAUCCUGAUGAUAGUAGCAGGGGACAGUUGAUAGUGGACAUACGCUCUUAUUUACGUCCAAUUCUGGCGUGGGAGAUGAGAUAUGUUCGUCGAGAUGGGAACAAGGUGGCUCAUGCUUUAGCUAGGAUGGCAAUUAAGGACACUAUUUUCGGCUCUGUUAAACCCGAUGCUGAUCAUCAUCAUGAUCAUCAGAUCGCUACGGAGAAUAUAGUUCUCCCGGCGCCGUUGGUGCCGGGUUUAUACGUCUUCGGAGACUCCCAAGUUGAUACUGGCCUCAAUACAAAUCUAGAUACGUUAAUGACCGCAACGUAUAAGCCUUUUGGCAUAGAUUUCACCAUUGGUGCCACCGGCAGGUUCAGUAAUGGCGCCGUCAUUACAGAUUUCAUUGGGCAUGAUCUUCAGCUACCAACUACGCUUACUUAUGGGGCUUACAAGUCCCUAGAUGAAGUAGUCACAUCUGGUUUCAGCUAUGCAUCUGCUUCCGCCGGCAUUCUUCACGAAACUGGGCAUGGACCAGGAGAAAAUUGGAGCAUGGAGAAACAAAUUGUCAUGUUUAACAAGACAGUUCACGAAAACUUGAGAAGACACAUCAACAGCACAGAGCUCCCAAAAUACUUGUCGGAGUGUAUCUUCCUAGUUUUCAUCGGCGCCAGUGACUAUGAAAUCAAUUUUCUUCAAGUUUAUUACAACACUAGUAAAAAAUAUACAAAUGAAGAAUUUGGCACUCUCCUUGCGAUGAAAUUAGCGUAUCAAUCGAAGGAUUUGUAUAAACUGGGAGCCAGGAGGAUUGUAGUGUUUGAAAUAGGCCCUAUCGGCUGUUAUCCGGCAUCACUGAAAGUUUUCGAACCACAGACAAAAUGUGCAGAAGACAUAAACGAAAUGGUAAUGAUUUUCAACAGGAAUCUCCACAUAAAGAUUGAAGCAUUGAGGUCGAAACUUAAAGACGCAACAAUACUUAUUGCGGAGAUGUACGGGCUUAUCAGAGACAUGAUAGAUAUGCCAUCAUCAUAUGGAUUUACAGAUAUUAGGAACACUUUGUUGUGA
Molecule: messenger RNA, 1146 nt
Organism: Corylus avellana
Lineage: Eukaryota; Viridiplantae; Streptophyta; Magnoliopsida; Fagales; Betulaceae
Source: RefSeq, a predicted model, not a curated record